CCGUUAUUUCAGCGCACAUGUGAACCAUGCGAUAUGUUGCAGCUUUGAUUAGGGCCGCUUCUCCGUAUAUUGUACAUUUCACACGUUGCUGUAGUUUGUAGUAACAGCCUCUUUGCUAUCACCUGUACGAAGUGACCUUUUGAACUUAGGAACAACAUGGUGAUAGAGAAGCUUGGAAGGGUUGUGUGCGGCAUGUCGGGCGGCGUCGAUAGCAGCGUUGCUGCCUACCUGCUGAAAAAGAAAGGGUAUGAUGUCAUUGGCGUCUUCAUGCGCAACUGGGACAGCCGAGAUGCUGGUGAACGUUGUGUCCUUGAUGAGGAGGAGAGCGAUGCACAGUUUGUGUGUGACCACCUUGAAAUACCAAUGAAGACGGUGGACUUUGUCAAGCCUUACUGGCACAGCGUGUUCACCACCAUGCUUGAUGAAUACCAGAAGGGGUGGACGCCUAACCCGGACGUGCUGUGCAACCGAGCCAUCAAAUUCGGUGUCUUUCAUGAGUAUGCCACUCAGAGGCUGGGCGCUGACAUGGUUGCGACUGGCCACUAUGCCCGUUUACAGCCACUGCCUGAUGGGCGUGUGCAGCUGAUGCGAGGCAUAGAUGGUGACAAGGACCAAAGCUUCUUCUUGGCUCAGGUGAAGCAGGAGGCACUGCAGCGAAGCCUCUUCCCCCUGGGUGACCUUGAGAAAGCUACAGUCAAGCAGGUCGCAACAAGCAUAGGGCUGCACAGGAUUGCGACCAAAAAAGAGAGCAUGGGACUCUGCUUCAUUGGGAAGCGUGAUUUCCGAGCCUUUGUGGAGCAGUACCUGGAGUCAAGGCCGGGAAAUUUUGUCGACAUGGAGACAGGCGACGUGGUUGGAACGCACUCCGGAGUCCACUCUUGGACGAUUGGUCAGCGCUGCCACAUAGGUGGUUACCGCUCGGCCUACUAUGUGGCACGACUCUGUCCUCACACCCAGUGCAUCAGCGUGGUCCUCGGCCAACACCACCCAGCCCUGUACUGGCGCACAUUGUACACCAACGUGCCGCACUGGAUCUGCCGGGAGCCGCAUUGGCAGAUAACAGCAGGUAACGCUGCAACCACCCUGCGGUGCUUGUUCAGGACACAGCACAGGAAUGCCCUGGCCUGGUGCACAGCUGUUCCAAGCGAAAACGUCAUGGAAACCACAGGGUUUUUGACACUGCCGGCAGGUGGACUCAGGGUCACUCUGGACAACCACCACAGGGCCAUUGCUGUGGGACAGUUCAUAGUGCUGUACAGCAAGGAUGGAGAGUGCUAUGGAAGUGCCAAGAUUCUGGGCCUUGGGCCAAGCCUGUACGAGGAACAGUGGCAGCCAGUACAAGCCUGUCCUCAUCAAGCCAGUGGCAGCAAAAGCUAGCGUGCAUAUUUUUUUACUAGGACACUGGCAUUUUCUUUUCAGGGUAGUGAGUGGAAGCACUGUGGAUAACUUAGCGACACAUUGUUGAUAACUUAGUAAAAAAAUCACUAAAUUUAACCGGUAUUUACAGGGAAAUCUCGAUAUAACGAACUUCAGGGGACCACAGCAAAUUGUUUAUUCUGAAAGGGGGUCAUAAUGGAAACCCCUAAAUUAACCAUUUUGCUAAUCAACCCGUAAGUUGUCACCUUGUGAGCUACCCCCAAAAUCGCCGCUGUUGACACUUGGCUCGCGCUGUUGCUAUUUUCCAUAGAUUCUGCUGCCACACACCACUGCAGGAUUUUUUAUGGAGUGGCACGCGCGAAAGAGACGCUGAAGCCGAGAAAAACACCCAACAAAGAAGAAGCUCCAUGUCGCUUAUAAAGCGUGCCGUUUCUUUUUGUUUGUUUGUUUUUUACAUUUCUUGCCGUGGACACUGCAACUGUUUCGCUUGAGGUGGACACCUCAACUGUUCCAAAUUGCAAGCAUGUGUAAACAACACUGUUCAGAAAGUGCAACUGUGUGGCAUCCCCAUGAGCACACAGGUUACGUUUCUUUGCACACAUAGCUGGUACAGCCAUACAAAGAAGCGCAAAAGAAAAAAAAAGGCAUGUGUAGAAAGAGCAAAAGAAGGAAGAGAUGUGCCUCCAUUGCUAGGUGACACUUGUCUGGGCAGAGCAUGCGCUCACAAAACCUGGUGCGUCAUCUCCUCCGCUAUAGAAAAAAAAGAAAAGUCCUCUUGCAGCGUUUCUUUUUUUUUUUCGUUCAGCACCGUCUCAGGUUUUCCAAACCCAUUCGCCGUGGUGUCUGCUUUCUGUGCCUUGUCAUCUGCUAGUCUACUGUUCUGGCUGCCAUAAAGGAUACACGGAAAUCUAACAGUCCCCAGAUUUCAGAGCAUGUAUUCGUAGUACUGAGGCAUUGUUAACAUGACAGAGAAACUGAAUAAAGAUUGUUAUUCUGAUAA
Dermacentor albipictus is the source of this 2377-nucleotide messenger RNA. Its product is annotated as mitochondrial tRNA-specific 2-thiouridylase 1. Gene Ontology annotation, molecular function: sulfurtransferase activity. Gene Ontology annotation, biological process: tRNA wobble position uridine thiolation. The record is from RefSeq and is a predicted model, not a curated record. Lineage: Eukaryota; Metazoa; Arthropoda; Arachnida; Ixodida; Ixodidae. Gene Ontology annotation, cellular component: mitochondrion.